AACGAGUUCCCCGCAGCUCCUCGACUGAGAUGGACAUUUCCUUCAUCAAAACCCGUUGGAAAAGUAGUUCUCUUGAUAGUCGCGCGUUUUAGGGAUACCGGUUGCUGGUUAUCUCAAAGUAGCGCAGCUUCUCAAGUGCGGGUGCCGAAAGCGGCCGAUUGAUUGCGACGGAUCUAGGUGUCUCGCGGCACCUGCACACCUCUCCUGCCUUCCUUUCCUCACCAUCCACUGGCGAUACUUGGGGAGGAGUUUGUCUUCUCUGUUCCCUAUGCCUAGAGAUUCUGGCACAUUACGGGGCACGUGGGUCUUCAAGUGCGAAAAUGCGGACACUGACUACAAGAUCUGCGAGUGUGGUGGUAGAUACUUGAAAACCGAAAGUCCACUAGGCGCACGCUCUUACAAGAACCACAUCAGAUCACAAAAGCAUAUGAACUACCUCCUGCAGCAAGGUGUGGAAUUUGUAGACCCAGAUACAUCUCUACGUUUACUGCAGAAGCCAAAUUAUGCGCCAAACCAGGCACCCCAUUCUUGUACGGUGGCUGGCUGCCGCGGUGAGGUCAAGGAAGAUUUCUGGGAAGUAACGGGACAAUCAGAGAAUACUCAGUAGACAUGUACAUUUGGAAACGGACCCAUUUUCAAUAGAUGUUAGAUGUGUUCUGUAAAGGCCAAUCUGUAAUCUCAAGAGAACUGCACAAAGGA
Spizellomyces punctatus DAOM BR117 is the source of this 699-nucleotide messenger RNA. RefSeq lists its product as uncharacterized. The transcript is spliced from 2 exons. Bases 269 to 607 code for a protein of 112 amino acids. Lineage: Eukaryota; Fungi; Chytridiomycota; Chytridiomycetes; Spizellomycetales; Spizellomycetaceae. The record is from RefSeq and is a predicted model, not a curated record.